Molecule: messenger RNA, 876 nt
Organism: Mytilus californianus (California mussel)
Lineage: Eukaryota; Metazoa; Mollusca; Bivalvia; Mytilida; Mytilidae
Product: peptidoglycan-recognition protein SC2-like
Exons: 3
Coding region: 14-730 (238 amino acids)
Biological process (GO): peptidoglycan catabolic process
Molecular function (GO): zinc ion binding; N-acetylmuramoyl-L-alanine amidase activity
Source: RefSeq, a predicted model, not a curated record
UGCAUGAUUACGGAUGUUUAUAUCAAACGUUCUGAACACGUUUUGUGUGUUCAAAGUUCUGUUGUGGCUUUACCUGAUAUCUCGGAUUGAUUUGACACUUACCAACAUGCAUCUACUUUUAUUGACAACAGUCUUUGUUGUAAUAUAUCCAAGCUGCGUAAACAUGUGUUUUAGAACACGUAGUAAAGGUGACAGUGAUGGAGAUCAAGGUAAUGCUUGUACCACUAUAACGAUUAUCUCCCGUGAUACCUGGGGAGCCAGACCAGCACGUAGCUCUUCUGUGAUAAGUGUACCCGUACCCAACAUAUAUAUACAUCACACCGAUGGCAAUCCAUGUACAUCGUCGUCUGCUUGCAUCACACGAAUGACACAAAUACAAAACUAUCACAUGGAUACGAGAGGAUAUGAUGAUAUUGGAUACAGCUUUUUGAUUGGAGAAGAUGGCAAAAUAUACGUGGGAAGAGGUUGGGACCGAAUCGGAGCUCACACAAAGAAUUAUUACUAUAACAGUCGUAGUUAUGGUAUAUCCUUUAUUGGUAACUUUAUGACCCGUGCACCAAACACUGUUGCUUUAAACGCUGCAAAGUCCUUGAUUCAGUGUGGAAUACAUAAUGGAAAGAUAUCAGGCUCCUAUGAUUUGUAUGGACAUCGCGAUAUAAAGUCUACACUUUGUCCAGGUGAUACCUUGUACAAUAUCAUUCAAUCUUGGCCUCAUUUUCAUGGCCCAUAGGUCAUUUAUAUUUACUCAAUAUGUAACUUUAUAAUAAAAUUGAGAAUGGAAAUGGGGAAUGUGUCAAAGAGACAACAACCCGACCAUAGAACAGACAACAGCAGAAGGUCACCAACAGGUCUUCAAUGCAGCGAGAAAUUCCCGCA